AUGGCAUCAUUUACAGACGCAGAUAUCCCUGAUCUAACAGGCAAAGUAAUAGCCAUAACAGGAGGCCUCACAACCUCCCGUCUCCUCGCCUCCCACAACGCAACACUCAUCCUCCUCUGUCGCGACCCCUCAAAAACAACCACAGCAACCACAACCCUCAAGCAAACCCUCCCACAAAACCACGCCCCUAUAUCCACCAUCCCCUGCGACCUCUCCUCCCUCCCCUCCGUCCGUCUCGCCGCCUCCACCCUCCGAUCCCAGACAAAACAGUUGGACAUCCUAAUCUGCAACGCCGGCAUCAUGUCAUUCACUCCCGGCCUCACGAGCUCGGGUCACGAAAAACACAUGUGCGUGAACCAUCUCGGUCAUGCUUUGCUCAUCAACCUCCUGCUCCCUCUCCUUUCCGCGUCGCACGAUCCGCGUAUCAUUUCUUUGACGUCCAAAAUGGCGUUUUACUACGCCCCAAGCUCCGGAAUCGAGUUCGAGGGGUUGAAAUCCGAGUAA
Molecule: messenger RNA, 504 nt
Organism: Glarea lozoyensis ATCC 20868
Lineage: Eukaryota; Fungi; Ascomycota; Leotiomycetes; Helotiales; Helotiaceae
Product: NAD(P)-binding Rossmann-fold containing protein
Exons: 2
Coding region: 1-504 (167 amino acids)
Source: RefSeq, a predicted model, not a curated record